This is a messenger RNA of Lizanozyma spartinae, 630 nucleotides long. RefSeq lists its product as uncharacterized. The record is from RefSeq and is a predicted model, not a curated record. The transcript is spliced from 2 exons. Lineage: Eukaryota; Fungi; Ascomycota; Pichiomycetes; Serinales; Debaryomycetaceae. Gene Ontology annotation, cellular component: Golgi membrane; endoplasmic reticulum; Golgi cis cisterna. Bases 1 to 630 code for a protein of 209 amino acids. Gene Ontology annotation, biological process: retrograde transport, endosome to Golgi; endoplasmic reticulum to Golgi vesicle-mediated transport.
AUGUCCAGUACAUUGGAGGACGAAGAGCCGGAACCGGAGCCUGAAUGCGGUUUGUUGGAAGACGAGGAUCCACUGGAUAAGGGAGUAUUCAGUGAAGCUGGCCGUGGAGGUCUUCCUGGUGGUGGUGGGGGUUUGUAUGAGUUGGUGGAGUUAGAAGGUAGUGGUCUUUGGUAUUCACUGCUGCUAUUGGUGGAGUUCACAGAUAUGGGGUCAGGGGUCUCGGAAUACGGAGAGUUUGGAGUCGCCUUCACUGCUGGAGGACUCUUCUUCUUCCUAUUUGGAAUCAUGACCCUUUUUGAUUCAGGGCUACUUGCUUUAGGCAAUGUUCUCUUUGUAUUGGGACUCAUUCUAAUCAUAGGACCUUACCGUACGGUCAAUUUCUUCUCCAGGCCCAAUAAGAUUAGAGGAACGGUGUUUUUUGUAUUUGGGAUAAUUUUAAUUUUAUUGAAAAGACUGUUUAUUGGGUUUAUAGUAGAGAGUAUUGGGAUUUUAGGGCUUUUCGGUGAUUUUUUCGGUACAAUAGUUCAAUUUUUACGCUCUGUUCCAAUCAUUGGUGAUAUUUUAUCUAAUCCUAUAAUUGCACCAGCCAUUAAUAGAAUAGCUGGUAUUUCUCCCACAUUACCAGUAUAA